AAGCGCCAACCUUGCGUCGCUUGCCGGAAGUGCUUGUUGGGAGACUUGCCGGAGCUCGUAGCGUAGCAACGGUGACGCCGGCCGGGCCUUUGGCAACCACAACCGGGCGGCGGGGCGCCAUGCCGGUGUGGCUGCGCGACUACAGCUGGGAGCAAACGGCCUCCGCCGUCUACCUGGCGCUCCCUGUGCCCGCGCACGGCGUCCGCCUCGGCCGCGCCGGCGUCUUCUGUACCGAGCAGUACCUCAAGGUGAAUUCUCCUCCAUUUUUAUUUGAAGCCAUUCUGUAUGCUCCAAUAGAUGAUGUCCGCAGCACAGCGAAAAUCGAGAAGGAUUCCAUCUUCUUCACCUUGUAUAAAAAAGAAACAGGCAUGUGGAAAUCCCUUGUUAUGGCAAAUGGUGACAAAAAGAAAAUGCAGAAAAUCCGAGAGGAUGCUGUUCUCAAAGCCCAAGAGAGUGCAAAAGAAGAAGCAGAACAAAAAGCUGUUCAAAAGCGAGAACGUAGCAAAUUUGCUCUGGAGGCCACAUUGAAGCUAGAAGAAGCAGAAAGAAAAAGAAUAGAAGACAUGAAAGAGGAGGAGCGGAAAAAAGCCACUGAGGAGCUUGAGAAAUGGAAAGAGCAGAAUAAGAAGCAAAAGGAGGUGCAAGAAAAACAGCAGCUGCAUCAGAAAAAAGAAAAAGUGCUACAGAAAACCAAGCAAGAGAAAAGCAAAAGGAAGCCUUCAAGUAGAGGGACAUCUAAGCCCAGCAGAGUGACAGGAGCUGGAAUUUCUGGAAAUAUGUUUUCAGAGAAGGUGAAGGAGGAAUCUGUCCCUGCUCCUCGGCCUGCUGGCAGCGUCCUAAUAAACUUCACCCCUCGUGCCUUUCCUACAGCUCUCAGAGAAUCCAGGGUUCCAGAAGAGGAGGAGUGGUUAUGUAAGCAAGCAGAAGCUUUCCGAGCAAUAAAUGCAGAUAUUGCUGAGAUUGAUGAUUUAAAAGAAGAGGAGAAGAACCCAGAGUGGUUGAAAGACAAGGGAAAUAAAAUGUUUGCAACCGGAAACUACCUUGCUGCCGCCAAUGCCUAUAAUUUGGCAAUUCGUAUCAAUAAUAAGAUCCCAGCAUUAUACUUGAAUCGAGCUGCUUGCCACCUGAGGCUGAGAAAUCUACACAAGACAAUUGAAGAUUCAUCUAAGGCUCUGGAUUUACUGACUCCCCCUGUUCCAGACAAUGCUAAGGCUAGAGUGAAAGCUCAUGUGAGGCGUGGGACAGCAUUCUGUGAGCUGGAAUUAUAUGCUGAAGGUAAGGAGAGGUCUUCAAGAUUAUCUUGCUGCUCUCAAGAUUGAGCCUACAAAUAAAAAUGUAGAGGAAGAUGCUGCGAAGAUUCGGGGCAUAAUUCAAGGAACAGAGUGAUCCUGUCAAAGUGGCCGGAGUUUGCUGCACAGUUAUUAGACAUGUCAGAGCAAAGCUUGGUGUGACUUAUCCUUAGAUGGGGUUUUGCUGCUAAUUGGCCAGAUAUUUUGCCUUUGUUUGAGUACAGUAUUUCUAAGUAAAGUAGAUUAUAUUUUGUCAUUUUAUAAAUAUGUUUUAUAUAAAAUGCUCCCUUGAGAGUUAACACACACCUUUUCUAAUUUACUCUUAAUAAAGUAGAGGAUGACCUAA
Hemicordylus capensis (graceful crag lizard) is the source of this 1635-nucleotide messenger RNA. It is a transcript of the gene DNAAF4, whose product is annotated as dynein axonemal assembly factor 4. The transcript has 9 exons. Gene Ontology annotation, molecular function: nuclear estrogen receptor binding. The record is from RefSeq and is a predicted model, not a curated record. NCBI's taxonomy places the organism in Eukaryota, Metazoa, Chordata, Lepidosauria, Squamata, Cordylidae. Bases 120 to 1319 code for a protein of 399 amino acids. Gene Ontology annotation, biological process: cilium movement; outer dynein arm assembly; heart development.